Lagenorhynchus albirostris (white-beaked dolphin) is the source of this 468-nucleotide messenger RNA. It is a transcript of the gene RPL31, whose product is annotated as ribosomal protein L31. The record is from RefSeq and is a predicted model, not a curated record. Gene Ontology annotation, biological process: cytoplasmic translation. The transcript is spliced from 5 exons. The coding region runs from base 52 to 429 and encodes 125 amino acids. Gene Ontology annotation, cellular component: cytosolic large ribosomal subunit; ribosome. Lineage: Eukaryota; Metazoa; Chordata; Mammalia; Artiodactyla; Delphinidae. Gene Ontology annotation, molecular function: structural constituent of ribosome.
CCUUCUCCCACAAUCCCUCCCGGUCUUCCUUUCUAACCCCGGACGAGCAAGAUGGCUCCCGCAAAGAAGGGCGGCGAGAAGAAGAAGGGCCGGUCCGCCAUCAACGAGGUGGUGACCAGAGAAUACACCAUCAACAUUCACAAGCGCAUCCAUGGAGUGGGUUUCAAGAAACGUGCCCCUCGGGCACUCAAAGAAAUACGGAAAUUUGCCAUGAAGGAGAUGGGAACUCCGGAUGUACGCAUUGACACCAGGCUCAACAAAGCUGUCUGGGCCAAAGGAAUAAGGAAUGUCCCAUACCGUAUCCGUGUGCGGUUGUCCAGAAAACGGAAUGAAGAUGAAGAUUCACCAAACAAGCUCUAUACGUUGGUUACCUAUGUACCUGUCACCACUUUCAAAAAUCUACAGACAGUUAAUGUGGAUGAGAACUAACUGCUGAUUAUCCAAUAAAGUUACAGAGCUGCCUUCGCA